This is a messenger RNA of Temnothorax curvispinosus, 1190 nucleotides long. RefSeq names its product jmjC domain-containing protein 7 (gene JMJD7). The coding region runs from base 16 to 1011 and encodes 331 amino acids. NCBI's taxonomy places the organism in Eukaryota, Metazoa, Arthropoda, Insecta, Hymenoptera, Formicidae. The record is from RefSeq and is a predicted model, not a curated record. The transcript is spliced from 6 exons. Gene Ontology annotation, molecular function: 2-oxoglutarate-dependent dioxygenase activity.
GCUUCAUCUCGAAUAAUGUCGAAUAAUGACAAUAAUGUCGAAGCUAGAAGGCGAAUCCGAGAGGCGUGCCACAACCUGUCGCGAGAGGCGAGAGAAUUGUACUUGCAGAGCAAAGUUGCGGAAAUAGAUGACUCGAUUACGCCGCUCGCUUUCUACCGCGAGUACGUCUCGAAGAACGUACCACUAGUUAUAAGAGGCGUAAUAAAACAUUGGCCCGCUGUGAGCAAAUGGUCUAUACCGUAUUUUCGCAAGGUGAUCGGUGACGAAAAGGUUUCGGUCGCCGUAACGCCGAACGGCUAUGCGGAUGCGAUAGCCGAACGGGAUGAUGACGCUAAAGAAUUCUUCGUAAUGCCCGAGGACCGUCUACUCACGAUAUCAGCAUUUCUCGACACGUUGGAGAACACGAAGGAGAACAGUGUAUUUUACAUACAGCAACAAAACUCAAAUUUUAUGCAUAGCUUUCGCAAGUUGUGGCCAGAUGCAGAAACCGAGAUAUCAUGGGCCAGCGAGGCGUUUGGAAAGCAACCUGACGCUGUGAAUUUUUGGAUGGGAGACGAAAGAGCUGUGACUUCCAUGCACAAAGAUCCUUAUGAAAAUAUAUAUUGCGUUGUGUCUGGUGAAAAGAACUUUAUCUUACAUCCUCCCACUGAUCUGCCAUGGAUUCCAUAUCGAACGUAUCCGUCUGCCGUUUACAAGGAGUGCGAACCCGGAAAAUGGAUUAUCGAAUCCAUAGUUAAUGGAACACCUAAUUCCGAGGAAAUCACAAAUCUCGCAUCGACGCCAUGGAUAUGUGUGGAUCCCCUAAAUCCAAACUAUGAAAAAUUUCCAGAAUAUCGUAAUACACAUAGCUUGAAAGUCACACUCAGAGCUGGAGAUGUAUUGUACUUGCCGUCGUUAUGGUUCCAUCAUGUGACACAGUCUCACGCUUGCAUAUCCGUUAAUUAUUGGUACGAUAUGGAAUUCGAUAUCAAGUAUGCCUACUUCAAAGCACUCGAGACAUUGUGCAAAUAAACGAAACGUACAAUCGUAUUAUAUUUUUACGAAACUGCCAAGAAACUACAGGAAAAUUUAAGUCAGGCUGUUUCGUCGUUAUCUCCGGUAUUUCCGAUAGUUGUUCUCGCGUUUUCUCCGUUGCUCCUCCGCCUGCUGUCGCAGUUUCUCGGGAUUCAUAUGUGUGGUCACCAUGUGCC